AUGAUUAUCAGUGGAAUACGCACGUUUUCUUCUUCCUUCGUUCGAUCCCAAAGUCGUGCCAGAUUCGUAGUGGUAAGUGCCAAAACUAUUGUAAAAAUGCUAAAAUUUUUAAAAAAAACUAAAUUUCAAGGUUAUUGUAGUAAAAGUGUCAAAUUUUGUGCCUUACUACAGAAAAACAAACGAUUUAAUAAUUUUCAUAAGGAUUUACUAUAUAUAAUAUCUAAAUUAAUACUUUAGUCCAACCCACGAAAACCAUCUUUAUUUGAAUUGAUCAGACCCACAAAUGAACCUACAACAUCUCUGGACGUCCCUUCAGGAGCGAUAAACUUGAGCAUAGACAGUGAGUAAACAAAAUUGUCUUUGUAGCCCUGUUUGUAGCCUUUAGAAACGAGAAUGGACAACCCUGGUCUCUGCCAAUUGUCAGAGAAGUUGAAAAACAAUUGGCAUUGGACGAGAACCUUGAUCAUGACUACUUGGAUCCCCAGGUAGGACUAAAGUCUUUUAUCGAAUACUCAACACAUUUACUGCUUGGCCAACAUCUUGGCAACGCUCUCAGAGAAAACGUAAGUUUUUGGAUUUUGUGACUUAAUUGUAAACUCGGAACGUAUUAAGCGAUUUCUUUUAAAAAACUACAGACUACAACCCUUUUUUAAGCCGUUUACUAUUAAAAACACAUACUAAAAGUCAUUUUAGGUAGUAGCCGUACAAACAGUCUCAGCUACUGGUGCUCUGAGGUUAGGUCUAGAGUUUGCUGUUAAAGUUCUUGGCCUAAACGAAGCCCACCUGGCCAAUCCUUCAUGGUCCGACUACGGUGUCAUUUUACAAAACUCUGGAAUCAGCAAGAUCAAGGAUUACCCUUAUUGGGACUAUGAAAACAAACGUCUCGCCUUCGAUGGCAUGAUCAAGACUCUGAGAUACGCUGAACCGGGGUAAGAGGUUAGAAUGUGACAAUGAAGAACCCAUAACAAUGUCACCGUAUUAAAAAUGUUGCUUUCGUACAAAAAUUGAAAAUUACAUAAUUUUAGAUCCAUAGUUCUGUUGCAAUGUGGCCACAAUCCAACAGGAGUAGACCCAGACCCGGCCCAAUGGAGACGAUUAGCUGAAGUGAUAAAAGACCAAGAUCUGGUACCUUUCUUCGAUGUCACAAACAUUGGCCUAAGCAGUGGCGACCCCCAAGAAGACGCCGCUCCAGUCCGAUUGUUUGCCGAGCUAGGAAUCGAGCUGUUUGUCGCUCAAUCUUUCUCCAAGAACUUCGGCCUAUACAGUAAGCGAACUUACAAACCUAAUGUUGUGAGGUGUGUUUAAGCACAUACCAUAGAAAAUUCACCUAUCUAACUGUUAUUUUAACUACUUUCAGGUGAAAGAGUAGGAAAUCUGCUUGUAUUAAGCACCGAACCCUCUAAAACCAGAGAAAUCAAAGAGUAUUUGGUGCAAUUGUCUAAAGGACUUUGGAGCAGUGCACCGUUACAUGGUGCCAGGAUUGUCGGACACAUUCUCAAGACUCAGUACUUAAGAGCACAAUGGCUGAACCAAGUCAGAGUAAGUAAAAGAUAUAGAAUUCAGUAUAAAAAACCAAUAUUAACUAUCGAACCAUCCUAAUUAAGAUGAUGUUCAUGCGCACCCAGAAGUCGCGCAAUGACUUCUACAAGGCCUUAAUGGACCACAAAACCCCCGGCCAUUGGGAUCACAUCAUCCAAUCGACCGGUCUCUACUGCUUACUUGGUCUCUCAGAACCUCAACGCAAUUACAUUCUCCGCAAACACAAUAUAUUCAUCUCCCCCUCAGGGCGGAUCAACGUAUGUGCCAUCACAAACGACAACCUAGGACAAAUUGUACAUGCUGUAGAUGACUCGGUCCGUAAUCAUUAA
Messenger RNA from Bursaphelenchus okinawaensis, 1868 nucleotides. The record is from the annotation of a GenBank genome assembly. NCBI's taxonomy places the organism in Eukaryota, Metazoa, Nematoda, Chromadorea, Rhabditida, Aphelenchoididae.